UUGAAAGUUUAUGUUUAUUUCAUUGCCAUUUGUGGGGAAUUCCCCCAAAAAAUGGAGAACAAAGCGGCGAAAAGUGCGUCUUCUUCUUCCUAUAGAAGAGGUUUACGCCGUGUCUGUCGCGUGAAACCGCAUUUAGUGAUCAUUUUUUUGAUUUCUUUAAUCGGUUUUUGUUAUCAUUUUUAUUUAGCUUUUAAUCAGUUUUUAGAAUUCAAAACAAAUGUUUCUUUUGGUUAUGAAUCGCCUAAAAACGGAAUCUUUGAAUAUCCUUCAAUUACUCUCUGUUUUCCAGAUAUUAUCCCUCAUUUCCAUCUUCAACAACUCUUUCCCGAAUACGCAGAAGCGGUCAGAAAUAUAUCCGAAGAACAGAUUCGCCGAAAAGACGCCAAUUUCUGGACGACUGAAGAAUCGGCGAAAUUCAAUGUUUUCGGACUAAAAGGCAAAUAUUUGUAUAAAUUUUUUGCCGAAAAAGUGUUUAAAAACCAAACGGUUUUAGAAAUUCUGGAAAACCUGUCUUUCGGUGAAUCAGAUGAAUGUCUUUUAGACGCCAAACCGAAUGUCGAGAACGGAUAUUCCAUGACUUAUUGUUCUUCAGUUCGAAAUCAAGUUCUGAAGUCAUUAAACGGCGAUUUCAGGUGUUUUUCCUUUUUAUCAAAACUCGAUUUCGUUAUUGAAAACCAAAAUCUCUUCGAAACAAAUGUUUUCCUUUCGAAACGAAAUUUCGAACAAAGAACUAAUAAAGUCCUUUAUAUCGCGCACUCGAGGAAUAUAAGUCAAGUCCACCAUCCGUUCGACACGGCCUGGAGAGCCCGCGUUCUGGUUCACUCUCCGUUCGCACUUCCCGUUCCCUCUUUCUAUCCGUCUAUUCCUCUCUACGAAUGGUCAAGAUUUUACGACAUUUCGUUCGCCAAAACCAUUUCACACCUCCUGGAGGCGCCCUAUCAGACCAAUUGUCGGAAUUACGGGAACUAUCCAAACGAAACGCAGUCUUCAGACGAUUGUUUCGCCAAAUGUUUGACUCAAGAAUAUCGUCGCGAAUGUCGAUGUCUUCCGCGUUCGGGAGUUCUCUUUCGUCCAUCACUUCUUCGAUCUGAAGAUCGUUUCUGUGAAAAGAUAAACAAAUGCCAAUUCACUAAUUAUCGGCAAAAAUGUUCGGAAAAAUGUCAAAAAGACUGUUUGGAACAGACUUUUACGGCCGAGAAGUUCGCAGACAUUCCGUUCUUCGCCAGAAACAACAUGACUGGUGUUCAGCUGUCGCGCCAACCCGUGGACGACGCUGUGUACCGCCAUUCGCCGGCCGUGACUUUGAUUCAGUUGAUCUGUGAUUUCGGGGGUUUAGGCGGUCUUUGGUUGGGGUUUUCGGUGAUAACAAUCACGACUGCAAUCAUUCAAUUGAUUUCUCGUCCUCUGGAAAGACGUCUCAACUCUGAAGACGACUAACAGAUGGCGACUCUGUCUUCAAUUUCGGACACAAUUUCGCGGACUUUAACCGCAAAUAAUCGCAAAUCUUAUCGAAAAUAAAAACAUUUUUUCUGA
This is a messenger RNA of Oppia nitens, 1533 nucleotides long. RefSeq names its product degenerin deg-1-like. Gene Ontology annotation, biological process: sodium ion transmembrane transport. Lineage: Eukaryota; Metazoa; Arthropoda; Arachnida; Sarcoptiformes; Oppiidae. The record is from RefSeq and is a predicted model, not a curated record. The transcript is spliced from 3 exons. The coding region runs from base 52 to 1437 and encodes 461 amino acids. Gene Ontology annotation, cellular component: membrane. Gene Ontology annotation, molecular function: ligand-gated sodium channel activity.